Molecule: messenger RNA, 561 nt
Organism: Spirodela intermedia
Lineage: Eukaryota; Viridiplantae; Streptophyta; Magnoliopsida; Alismatales; Araceae
Source: the annotation of a GenBank genome assembly
AUGGCCGCCGCCGGCGCGGCCGCCGGCGAGCUCUCCGGCAGGACCGUCCUCGAGCUCGGUGCCUCCCUCGUCGUCCUCACCGCCGCCCUCCUCGGCGCCUCCCUCGCCGUCCUCACCGACCUCCCGCCGCUCCUCCCCGUCCUCCGCGUCAACGCCGCCGCCAACGGCGUUGCAGACCGCGUGCAGGUGCGGGAGCUGGUUUGGGGAUCCGCCGCCGGUGCAUCGCCGGAGGAGACCGCCGACGUGGUCCUCCUCUCCGACGUGUUCUACGACCCAGCGGCGAUGGCGCCACUAGCGAGCACUCUCAGGACGGUUUGCAGGGAGGAGACCCGGAUAUGGGCGGCGAGCGAGGUGAGGGAAUCGAUCUACAGUUGCCCGGAUUUGUUGAAGGAGGAGGGUUGCCGAAGGUCGGAGUUGCCGGCUGUGAACCGGCGGCUGCUUCGCUCGCCGGAGGAGAGCUCGGAGUUCGCCGUCUUCAUCAUCUCCCCACCCGCUCCCCGAGGAGAAGGGGCGAGUGACCAUAAGGUGCCCGCUAAAAUGCCACAAUUAAAGUCAACUUAA